UUAUUUUUCCAAAAACAUAACCUCUUUCUCUCUAACCUCAAACGACAAAAACUUAUGGGACUUUCCGGCAAGACCCACCACCAGUUCAACGUCGAACAUCACGAAACUUCCGAGAAAUGGGCCAUUCCUGGAAUCUCCUUACGUGAGCCGAUGAAGCCGAUUAGCCUCCCCUCAACUACCGUAGCCGACACGGAGGGUGACGUUCAUCAAGAUCAGUGGCCGACGACUCCAACGGCGCCUUCCUUUAGAAUACCGACGGUUUUCCCGUGUCCUCCGCCGCCAAAGAAACGAAAAGCAUCGUCGAAGUUUGGCUACAGCGGCGCUAGAGAAUUCUUCUCUCCACCGGAUCUCGAGACCGUCUUCAUACAUAAAGCUACAGCCCCUUGA
Brassica oleracea var. oleracea is the source of this 387-nucleotide messenger RNA. RefSeq lists its product as uncharacterized. Gene Ontology annotation, biological process: regulation of DNA endoreduplication. Bases 55 to 387 code for a protein of 110 amino acids. The transcript has a single exon. The record is from RefSeq and is a predicted model, not a curated record. NCBI's taxonomy places the organism in Eukaryota, Viridiplantae, Streptophyta, Magnoliopsida, Brassicales, Brassicaceae.